GUGUAAAUGGACCGAGGCUAGCUGGCUUGUGUGCAGGUUGGUACUGAAAUCGGCAAUAACGUGUGCGGCGACCUAAGAACUCUUUGGACCGCUUGUAGAAAUUGUGCCGCCGAACUUUGCGUGUUGUUUUUCUGUCGGCUGUUUGUAAUUUGGCGCAGAAAUCCCGAGAGUGUGUUGCCAUCUCAACAGCUACGACUUUACGAAUCUUUAACCUGCCCGAGCAAGCUAGCAGCUAAUGCUAGCCUCCUUGUAACCGUCCUUACCCGAUCAUCCAAAUCCCGCUUUCUUUACACAAGUAUUGUUCGAAACACGGGUGAACCUCGCCUGUAACGUGAGUACCUACGGGAAGCCAACCGAUCCGCGUUGGGCUGAACCACCGAGUGUGCAACAUGUCUGGAGCUAACGUUAACAGAGGACAAGCUAGCGCGGCUAGCGAGCUCCACAACCAGGAGAAUGUGCUGUCAAGACUAAGGGGCUCUCUGAAGACCCGAGUGGCCGUGAGUGAGGACCAGGAGAACCUUCCACCCAAACAGGCGGCGGCCGCCACCAGAACCGUCCUGGGAGCCCUGCAGAACAACCAGCGGAGCAAAGCCCAGAACCAGCGCGGCUGCAAACAGGAGUCCUCACAGUCCUGCAAAAAUGAGGAAAAAAGCUGCUCCGAGAAGCCCUCCACCAAGCAGUCGGCUUUCCAGAUCCACAUGGACGAGCCCGAUGGCGCCUGCGUCAAGAAGCCGCUCCAGGUGGCCGCCGCCAGUGCAAAGUCCGACACUGAAACCAUCAACGCCGCAGCCAGACUGCGGCAGCCCCUGGCCACCAUUGAGAUGCCGUCAGCAAUGGACCUCAGCUUUGACUCCCCCAUGGACAUGUCCAUAGUAGAAGGCGAGGAGAAACCAGUCGACGUCAACAACGUCCCAGAGUAUGCUGCUGAAAUUCACACAUACCUGAGGGAAAUGGAGGUAAAAACACGACCCAAAGCCGGCUACAUGAAGAAGCAGCCCGACAUCACUAACAGCAUGAGGGCCAUCCUGGUGGACUGGCUGGUCGAGGUUGGAGAGGAAUACAAGCUCCAGAACGAGACUCUUUACCUGGCUGUGAACUACAUCGAUCGCUUCCUAUCCUCAAUGUCUGUCCUGAGGGGGAAACUUCAGCUGGUUGGGACGGCCGCCAUGCUGCUGGCUUCGAAAUUUGAAGAGAUCUAUCCCCCAGAGGUGGCAGAGUUUGUUUACAUCACAGACGACACCUACACCAAGAAGCAAGUGUUGAGAAUGGAGCAUCUGGUGCUCAAAGUGCUCUCCUUUGAUCUGGCGGCACCAACAAUCACACAGUUCCUCACCCAUUACUUUCUCAACCACUCGGUUAAUAAACGGGUGGAGAGCCUGGCAAUGUACCUGGGGGAGCUGAGUCUGGUUGAUUCAGACCCCUUCCUGAAGUACCUCCCAUCACAGGCGGCUGCUGCAGCCUACACGCUGGCAAACCACACAGUGACCGGUGGCUCAUGGCCGCAGUCCAUGACUGAGAUGACUGGCUACUCGCUUGAAGAUCUGAUGCCAUGUGUUGAGGAUCUGCACCAAACGUUCCUCAAUGCCGCAACGCAUGCUCAGCAAUCUGUUCGGGAGAAGUACAAGGGCCCCAAAUACUCUGAGGUUUCCCUCAUCGAUGCUCCCACUAAAUUGCUGCUGAAGUAACUUUCUCCCCCCCCUCCCCUGUCCAUAUAGUUUUGUACCAAUGUCGGUAAUAUUUUUUUAUUUUUAAUGACGCUUUUCACAUUUUAAAUGGCACGGCCGGCUCUUCUUGGAGUAGUCGAUGUUUAGAGUUUUUAAGGUAUUUUUAUAUACUCAAUCCUGACAUUCAUACCAGGUGCUGCAGUUGUGUUGGGUAAUCAAGUUUUACUUUUAAUCUCAGACAAAAUGUAGAGGCCUCUGCUCUACAGUGUCAAACUCCAACGGACCUGCGAUGUACUAAAGUCAUUUCACCAAACCGUUUGUUCCACUUUUUUAAAGGUUGAGUUGAUGGCAUUAAAGUACAAUGAGUCUGUAAUGGAGUCUACUGUCUAAUUACAUUGGAGUCUUGGAAGGUAACAGCUUUUUCAAGUCACCAUCUGCACUGUAAAAUAUGGCUCUUGUAAAUAAAAUUCGUUUAAAGUAA
This is a messenger RNA of Pungitius pungitius (ninespine stickleback), 2145 nucleotides long. It is a transcript of the gene ccna2, whose product is annotated as cyclin A2. Gene Ontology annotation, biological process: regulation of cyclin-dependent protein serine/threonine kinase activity; mitotic cell cycle phase transition. Gene Ontology annotation, molecular function: cyclin-dependent protein serine/threonine kinase regulator activity. The record is from RefSeq and is a predicted model, not a curated record. Bases 390 to 1685 code for a protein of 431 amino acids. Lineage: Eukaryota; Metazoa; Chordata; Actinopteri; Perciformes; Gasterosteidae. Gene Ontology annotation, cellular component: nucleus; cytoplasm; cyclin A2-CDK2 complex. The transcript has 8 exons.